Molecule: messenger RNA, 1536 nt
Organism: Apis florea (little honeybee)
Lineage: Eukaryota; Metazoa; Arthropoda; Insecta; Hymenoptera; Apidae
Gene: Rbbp5
Product: retinoblastoma binding protein 5
Cellular component (GO): Set1C/COMPASS complex
Molecular function (GO): protein binding
Source: RefSeq, a predicted model, not a curated record
GAACAUAUCUGAAGUAAUCAGAUUGUCGAUCACGCUACAAGAAUAUAUACAAUCGUAUAACAAUAAUUCUAGCAAGUUGUCUGAAGUAAAUACAUAUCAAUAAAUCAAAAAUGAAUUUAGAAUUAUUAGAAUCAUUCGGUCAGAAUUAUCCAGAGGAGUUUGAUGGUACAUUAGAUUGUAUAUCAUUAGCAGUUACUUGUACAUUUAAUAAAAGAGGAACUCUUCUUGCUGUUGGAUGUAAUGAUGGUAGAAUCGUUAUUUGGGAUUUUUUAACUCGUGGUGUUGCUAAAAUCAUAAGUGCACAUGUACAUCCUGUAUGUUCAUUGAGUUGGUCUAGAAAUGGACACAAAUUAUUAAGUGCAUCUACAGAUAAUAAUGUUUGCAUAUGGGACGUCUUAUCUGGAGAAUGUGACCAAAAAUAUAGAUUUCCAUCUCCCAUAUUAAAAGUUCAAUUUCAUCCAAGGAAUCUUAAUAAGUUUUUAGUAUGUCCAAUGAGACAUGCAGCAGUUAUGGUUGAUGUUGAGGGUACACAUAGAGUUAUACCUUUGGAUGAUGAUAGUGAUUUGAAUAUAGUGGCAUCUUUUGAUCGCCGAGGAGAUUAUGUUUACACUGGAAAUGCUCGUGGCAGAAUUCUAGUUCUUGAUGCAGAAUCAUUAACUGUGAAAGCUUCUUAUAAAAUUUCACAAGGCACAGCUAGUAAUACAGCUGUAAAAAGUAUUGAAUUUGCUAGACGUGGUUCUUGUUUCUUAGUAAAUACAUCAGAUAGAGUAAUUCGUGUGUAUGAUAGUACUGAAGUAUUAGCUUGUGGAAAAGAUGGUGAACCUGAACCAAUACAAAAAUUACAAGAUUUAGUAAAUAAAACUAUGUGGAAAAAAUGCUGUUUUUCUGGAGAUGGAGAAUAUGUUUGUGCUGGAUCUGCAAGGCAGCAUGCUUUAUAUGUAUGGGAAAAAAGUAUUGGAAAUUUAGUAAAAAUUUUACAUGGUACUAAGGGAGAAUUAUUACUUGAUGUUGUUUGGCAUCCAGUAAGGCCAAUUAUUGCAUCUAUAUCAUCUGGUGUUGUUUCUAUUUGGGCACAAAAUCAAGUUGAAAAUUGGUCUGCAUUUGCUCCAGAUUUUAAGGAAUUGGAUGAAAAUGUUGAAUAUGAAGAAAGAGAAAGUGAAUUUGAUUUAAGUGAUGAAGAUAAAUCAGUGGUACAAGGUGAAGAAGCACAAGAUGAAGAGAUAGAAGUAGAUGUUGCAUCUAUAGACAGAGUGGCAGCUUUUUGCAGUUCUGAUGAAGAAAUGGAAGAUAUUGGUUCAUUACAAUUUUUACCAAUAUCACCUGAUGUAGAAGAUUCAGAAGAUAAUCAAACAACAAUGCAUGAACCACCUAUGAAAAAACAUCGUUCUCAUGACAUUCACUUGCAAGGUGCACCAGUAGAUGAAACUCAUCCAUUAUUAAAUAAAGGAAAAGAUAAACCAACAACUAAAAAAGGAAGACCAAGAUUAGAACAUAGAAAAGGAAAAUAAUUUAGAAUAUUUUUUUUUCUUUGAUAUA